Molecule: messenger RNA, 510 nt
Organism: Huiozyma naganishii CBS 8797
Lineage: Eukaryota; Fungi; Ascomycota; Saccharomycetes; Saccharomycetales; Saccharomycetaceae
Gene: POP5
Product: RNA-binding protein POP5
Exons: 1
Coding region: 1-510 (169 amino acids)
Biological process (GO): tRNA 5'-leader removal
Cellular component (GO): ribonuclease P complex
Molecular function (GO): ribonuclease P RNA binding
Source: RefSeq, a predicted model, not a curated record
AUGGUGAGACUCAAGUCGCGGUACGUUCUGUUCGAGAUCGUGUCCCCAGUGGCCGUCUGCGGUGAUGGCACGGCCUCCGCGGUGCUCAGUAGAGGCCCCUGCAGUGCUCGGGUCACCGCGAAGACUAUCUUGCAAGAGAUACGGCGUUCCCUGCAGGUGAACUUCGGGGAUUACGGUGCUGGGAAAGUUGGGUCCCUGCUUCAAGUCAAGUAUUUCUCAAAUAAUACGGCCACUGGGAUCCUUAGGUGUCACAGGGAAGAUGUGGAUUUGCUUCUUGGUGCUUUGUUCUUCAUGAGCAACGUGGGCGAGUCCCCCGAGGAACACCGGGGACUCAUCGUUAACCCGGUGAAAGUGAGUGGGACUAUUAAGAAAGUGGAACAGUUUGCAGUACGAAGAGGUCAGAAACUCGUAGCGCUGACAAGGAGACAGCUUGCAGGGCCGGACAACAUCCAGCAGAAGAGCUUCACAGACGAUUUCACUUCAAUUAUAGACGAUAACGCAAAUAUAUAA